Molecule: messenger RNA, 7289 nt
Organism: Pelmatolapia mariae (spotted tilapia)
Lineage: Eukaryota; Metazoa; Chordata; Actinopteri; Cichliformes; Cichlidae
Gene: lmtk2
Product: lemur tyrosine kinase 2
Exons: 14
Coding region: 392-4999 (1535 amino acids)
Biological process (GO): protein phosphorylation
Molecular function (GO): ATP binding; protein kinase activity
Source: RefSeq, a predicted model, not a curated record
GAACAUGGCGCUUUGGAGGAGAGGUUCUUCAUGAUAGUCAGGGGCUAUAACGAUUGAAAUUCCCGUUCUUGUGUUCAUUUUGAUAACACUAAAGUACAGACACUAAAUAUGAGAGGCCGCGAAAGGUGACCGCCCCCUCUGUCUCCAUGGAUACCCGACCACUGCGUGUGGUAGCGGCGUUUGCUGUCGUCAGCUGAAACUCUUAGCAUCGAUAGCUAAAGCUAGUUAGCUGGCGAAUAGCCAGACGCAAAAACAGACACAAAAUGUGCUCGUUUAUGUAGCCUAGACUGACGCGAAGCUGCUAUUCAAUGUUUAAAACACUUAAGCCUUUUUUAAAUCAGCCAUUUAUUUGAUUUCACGUAGCUAACAUUUUGUUAGCUAAGCUAUAAGGAUGGAGAACCGCCGUGUAUAUGUUUUGUUGCUGAGCUUUGGGAUUUUUCUAUCGGCUUUGGGACUGUCUGAAGGCGCCCCUCUUCAGUAUGGUCAGAAAUCAGGUGAAGGCACGGGGGACACUUUGUCUGUCUCUAUCUACCUGUCCCUGGUGGUGUCUUUGAUGGUGAUUGUGUCCUUGGUGGUGGUGCUAGUGAACUGUGUGACCUGCUGCAAGGAAAGGGAGAUCAACUUCAAGGAGUUUGAAGAUCACUUUGAUGAUGAGAUCGACUUCACUCCGCCAGCAGAGGACACCCCUUCUAUGCAGUCCCCAGCUGAGGUCUAUACCCUUGCUGUGUCUCCUGUGCCCCUGCCUGGCCCGCCACACCUCCAACCUCCUGCCCGCAUCACAGAGGGAUCAACAGGCUUCCAGGUCGUGCGCCACAGUCUGAGCUACAUCCAAGAGAUCGGCAACGGCUGGUUUGGCCAGGUCCUGUUGAGUGAUAUCUACACAGACCCAGGGACAAGAGUGGUGGUCAAGGAGUUGAAAGCUAAUGCAAGUGCCAAGGAGCAGAAUGACUUUCUGCAGCAAGGAGAUCCAUACAGAGUUUUGCAGCACCCAAACAUACUCCACUGCCUUGGACAGUGUGUUGAGGCGAUUCCCUUCCUACUGGUUUUUGAGUACUGUGAAAUGGGGGAUUUGCGGGGCUAUCUUUCUCAGCAGGACUGGAUGUUCAGAAAUGCUGAGUUGCUGCAGCUGCAGAGGAUGGCCUGUGAAAUUGCUGCUGGUGUCACUCACCUUCACAAACACAACUUCCUGCACAGUGAUCUAGCACUGAGGAACUGCUACCUGACUGCAGACCUCACAGUCAAAGUGGGAGACUAUGGCAUUGGACCCUGCAGAUAUAAAGAGGAUUACAUCAUCACAGAGGAUGAUGUGUAUGCACCCCUUCGUUGGUUGGCCCCUGAGCUGGUAGGCGAGCGCCAUGGUGGCGUAAUUACUAUGGAACAGACCAAGCCAAGCAAUGUGUGGGCAUUGGGGGUCACAUUAUGGGAGCUCUUUGAGAAUGCUGCUCAGCCGUACCCACAUCUGUCUGACCGAGAAGUUCUCAACCAUGUGAUCAAGGAGCAACAAGUCAAGUUGUUCAAGCCACAACUGGAACUUCCCUACUCUGAUAGAUGGUAUGAAAUUUUGCAGUUCUGUUGGCUGUCUCCAGACAAGCGGGCCACAGCAGAGGAAGUACACCGUCUCCUCAUCUAUCUGCGUAUGCAAGGCCAGAAGGACAUAGAAGAAGAUUUCGAGCAACGCUGGGAUGCACUGAAGCCUAACCCCACUAUGCGGCAGACCACUGUUAGCCAUUCCUCCUUCCCAAUCUUGGAACAGUUUGCUGAUGAUGCCCUGAGACAAGAAAUAGAUGAAAUUCUGACUGUGACUGAAACAAGCAAAGGUCUCAGCUUUGAGUAUGUUUGGGAAGCGGCCAAGCAUGACCACUAUGAUGGUAACCCUGGACGUUCAGGCGUAGACACAACACUAAACUACCACAGCAUGUUCUUUCCUGUUUCCAGUGAAGAUAUUCAGGCUCAUUUCCCUGAUCCUUCAACUAGCGCAGCAGGAGGAGAAAGUGGGAACACUCCAGGAUUUCCUGGGAUCUUACCGGUGUUUGAUGCUCAAAAGCCAUCUAAUGGGAAUGAAUAUUAUAUCCAACUAGAAGAGCAAGGGGAGAGCACUGUUGGGGAGGACGGGAAUAGAGAACCAGAUAUGGGCUUUGGUUCAAGCGGGCAAGAUUUUGUUGUGCUCCAAGAUGUGCGGCUAGAUGAGUCAAGCACAGAUGCCGACUUUUUCCACCAAAGUAUUGACUCAAAGGAUUCAUAUUUACCAGACAGCCACAUCUGGUCGUCUCUUGAAAAUGACAGUCCGUACCACACCAACAUUUUUACAGAAGACGGGUCAAAACAAGAAGACUCGCCUUCCUGGAGGCAGAAUUUUAUGGAGCUUCCAGAGCGCAGCGGAAACCCUUUCCUUGAAGGGGGAACUUUAGAGGGUGAAGCAGUGAAUAGAGAUGGAAGCUAUGGGGAUGCUUUUUUAGGGGAACCCACUCAGGUGGUGAAUUCUGUGGAAGCAAAGGAUGAAAACAUGAAUGGAAAAAGUCUUUUGAGUACUGAAAAACUAGCAGAUAAUUUUAUGUUUCUUAAAGAUCAAACCUUAAUGAAGGAGGGUGCUAGUUUCUUAAGCCCACAACCAAAUUUUCUUUUACCUGGUUUAGCCCACGAACCAGAGGAAGCAUUCAAAAUGAAUUCUUGGGAUAAGCUUGACUCGUUAGGCAGCUUAAACACAGCAGACACUUAUUUUAAAUCGGCAGCAAGUAGCACAUCCUCAAGACACGAACUUCUAGACUCUCCAAGUAACAGUUUGGGGGAGUUUUGUCACUCUCUAGAAAAUGAGACACUGGUGCCUUCCAUUACAGUGGUCACAGAAGAUGACACAAGCAACCAGCUGCCAGCUAGAAAUAGUUCUUCCACAGAAGACCUUGGUCUGUUGCAAUCUUCAAACAGAGGUGUAGACUCUGGUUUUGAUUCUACCUCAGAGAGGUUUGAGGUUCUCAUCAGUCACACGGAUGACCACACCACUGCAAUAUCUGACAGUGCCAAUACAGAUUCUUUGUGCACAGAUGCCAAAAUUCCCAGCCUUGAAGAUGACCUUGGAACCUCAAAGGAUGACACUCAGCCCAUAGAAAGUAAAAUGCCUGAACCCCUGCCAGCUCAAGUAUUACCUUCAGAUAAUGGACACAGUGAAGACCUAACAAGUAAUGAUUUGUUGAGUGAGCUAAUUGAGGAUGCCGAUAUACAAAUGGAAACCACUCUGUCUGAUCAUGAAGAAUCAUUUAUGGAUACCAAUGGGCAUCCUCAUGAUAGAGCUUCUCUUCUGGUGUCGGGUCCAUCUUUGGACCAGAUCAGCCAGGACAGUUUAUUGGAAGACAGUAUGUCCACCACUGUUCCAACUGUAGAGAACUUUGCUGAAACACCAGACUCAUUAGACUCACUUGACAUACACAGGCUUGGAGAGCAAGGAGAUGAACUGAAUGCUCAAAUUGCUCAACACAAACUCCAACCUCCAUAUAGGAUAUCAGACAGUGGUUAUGAGACUGAGAACCUGGAGUCUCCUGAGUGGAACUCUCAGCCAAAUGUCCAAGAUUCCUCUCCUGUAAAAAAUGGCUUGAGUGUUACCAAAGAAGAAGAGGAGACAGAAGAGCUCACAACUGCGGCAAGUCUGGUUCCGCCGAAAAUCAUAAUCUCCGAAGUAGAGGGUGUGCUAGAUACUCGCAGUGAAGAUCCCAGUGAGGGAGAUCAGCCAGAUAAUGAAGGUCUUGCUGAGGAACCAAUUAUGGGAAGUAAUUACAGAGACUCUGCAUACUUUUCUGACAAUGAAUCAGAACCUGAAAAGAAGUCUGAAGAAAUAACUGCAGGUGGUUCUGUUGAAGACACGUGGCUGAGGAACUCUACUGAUGAGGUUCCUGAGGUUUCUGGAGCUCCUGCACUGGAGGCUUACAAGGAAAAAGAUAUUGACUCUUUAUUUUCUCUACCUGCUGAAUCACAAGCCAAGGAUGUUAAGGAGAUGGGUUCAGUAGCAGAUUCAGAUAUCACAGAAAAUGGUGAAAACCAGGUGGUCGAGUCUACCAGCAGCUCCAAUGAAGAUGGAAUUAAACCAGAGGUUUUCAAGGACACCGCAUUUACUGAUCACCUGGACCACUCUGAAGGUCUAGAAACCUUAAUACUUCCUUCUAUUGCCCCAGCUAAGCCAGCAACAGAGAGUGUAGUUCACGCUAAACUCACCAGAACCGACACCAGUGAUGGUCAUAAAAUAAAGGAGCCGGAUGUGGAGGGGCGUUACCUGGGGAGGCGGGAUGGGUCGGGCUUAGAUGGGCAAGAAGAUGGCGUAGAUGCAGACGAGGAGGACGAGAACAGCGACGACUCGGAUGACGACAUGCGCGCGUACCAGCUGCACAGCUCUAGCUCAGAAAGCGAGGAUGAAACCGUGCACCCGGUGCCAGUUGUUAUCUCGGACGACAGUAGGGCGAAGAACCUGAAGAGCUUGUUAAAACCCACAUCUCUGAACAUCGGAGCAUCAUCUUUCCCGUUUCCUACAAGGUUUGGUGCGGAUAACUCCAAAAGAGCCGUGUCUUUCUUUGAUGAUGUCACUGUCUACCUGUUUGACCAGGAGACGCCCACCAAGGAACUGGGUGACCACUCCUUGGAUUCAAACAGUCGGGUACCACAGUUCAGCAGCUCCACGCCUGCUGCCAGCUACCUGAACCGCUUUGCCAACUCUGAGAGCUCAACAGAUGAAGAAGGUGGUGGUUUUGAGUGGGAUGAUGACUUCUCCUCACCCGCACCCGCCUUCCUGUCCAAGACUGGUAAAGACACGGUAUCCAAGGCAAGGUCCUCAUCUGCAGCGUCGUUUUCCUCUCCGGCCCCUGCAGUGGGGUCCAUGCUGGAUACCAGCUGGACCGGCUCUUCAAGCUACUCCCGUUUUUCCAUCUCACCGGCCAGCAUUGCCAGCUUUUCCCUUACCCAUCUUACCGACUCUGAUAUUGAACAAGGAGGCAACAGCGAGGAUGGAGAGAAAGACUAGGGUGCUAAAUGAAGGGACCGUUUAUCUUCACACUACUGCGGAAUGAAGCUACUCUCGCUCUUUUUUUGGGAGAACAGUCGAAUAAGGACAACAGACGACGCAGUUUGUGGGGACAAACUGCAGAUGCUUCUCUCAGGCAGAACUAUUCUCAGCGGCGUGGCCAUGAGAACAAAAGGCUGUAAACAGACAUUAGGCAAAUAAGACGGACGAGGCCCAGUCCCAGUCUGAGCCACAUCACCUCUCCAGCUCCGUGUGUGUGUGUGUGUGUGUGUGUGUGUGUGUGUGUGUGUGUGUGUGUGUGUGUGUGUGUGUGUGUGUGUGCGUGCGUGCGUGUGCGUGCGUGUGCGUGCGUGUGUGUGUUUGUAUGAUUUUUAGUUCAGUACAAUUAAAAUGUUUUGGGGAGGGAAAACAAACUAACUGACGUAGCUUCUAAAUGUUUGCUUUAAUGCCUCAUCAUGCGCAUUCCAGGUGUUUGGCUGCUUCUUUUUGUUGUGUGUAAGUGCACUCCUUUUCUAGGACUUUUGCUUCACCAAAAAAAAAAAAAACAACUUAAUUUAAUUAAAGAAAAUCAACCCACUGGGCUGGUAAACGUAUCACUACAGCCAAACAAGAAUAAGCUCUUUGAUUUCACACACACACCUAAAACUGAAAGCUUAAUUUGUUCACUUUGCUCCUUCAUGUCAUGUGAUUAUUUCCGUGAUUGCCUUUUAUUUUGAAAGGAUUUUUUAAAAAAAAACUUCCUGCUAAGUUUAAUCACAGUCUCCUUUUUGGAGGGGAAGCCAUGUGUGUUGUCUUUCUGUAGCAGCAUUUGAAUUUAACGGGUUGUAACUGCUGUAGGUGCAAUCCAUGCAUAGGAUGACUGGAACACUACACUACAGAGGCGACACACUGUAUUGUCCUUUAUGUUUUAAAGGAACAUGUAUAGUAAGCUGAGUCGAAGUUUGGAGAAAUGUUGGUAAGAAUUGUGGGAUUGUCAUAUCAGUCGUUAAAGAGGCGACCCAACUGUAAGACAGUUGUGAUGAAUAACUUAAAACAAGUUGUUGUUGUUGUUUUUCUUUUGUAAAGCUUUAUUUUAUCCUUGCGAAUGUGCAGGAAGUCGCUUUGAUGGUUGUCUCGAUUACUUUGUCGCUGGGUCUCAUUCCAGUGCCUGAUGACGCUGAAAGACAAAGAGGCUGCACCCCUCGAUUGAUGAUCGCUACAAAAAGUUUAGUGGGAUGAUGUUUAAAAAAAAAAAAAAAAAAGCUGGAAAUGUUUAUUUUUAAAUGUAAGGAUGAAGAAAAUGUCAUGAGCUGUUUGUAAUCAAAUGUGCAAUGAAUUUCAUAAACUGGUUUGAAUCAGAGUUUGUAGGACAAGCUGACGGGCGUGUGCAGGGACUUUAAGCUUUCACAGCAACUCACUACUAGAACAACGACAACAACAACAAGAAACUCAAUGCUGCUGCUUUUAUAAACCCGAGCGUUGUGGGCGGAGUUGUUUGCCUUUUUCUUUUUUCAGCUUUGUGUCAAACGUCACUAUUUCAGAUUGCAUUUCCAUCUUAAAUGACCCUUUCUGUUCAGCUGCUGUCUCUGAGUCUUAUCAUUUGCGGGGCCGUACGUACAGGGAUGUGCAUUCGUCGCGAUCACUUUCUGUAUAGAAGCGCAAUGCAAAUGGUUAUAGAUGAAGACAGACCUUCCUCCUGACAUUUUUAUGUACAGCUUUAAAAUCUCUUAUUUGAAACUGUAGGGUAUACAGUUAAGGCUUUCCUUUCAAUUGACCUUGAAUAUUUUGUCGCUGAUGACGAGAUGAGAAGCUGUACUUCACCCGUAAUAGCUACAUGUCCGUCUCACCUGCCCCAUACAGGCGACACUGUAUCCCAGACAGUGUUAUCCUCUGUUUAAAAACCAGCAGCCUGUGCUUCAGUUAAACUUGAACAUCUAUUUAAGGAAAUCUUCUUUUAUUUCACUACAGUAUACAUUUGCUUAAUCUUGCACAUUUGAGAAAUGUAACUUAAUGUUGAACUGUACUGAUGUGUAUAUAAAUGUUAAUUUUUCUUUUUGUCUGUAAAUGAUGGGAAAUUAUGUAAUUGAGUUCUAGGUAUGAGGUUUCAUUUUGUAACUUAAACUGAGUUGAAUCAGAGGAACAUAUCACAGUCAUCAGCUACAAGCAGUUAAAUUAAGACAAACAAGCAGACGUGAAGUCAUUCUGUCCUUUAAACUUGUAGAAUUAAAAAAAAUAUUUUUACUUCAUAUUGAUCAUGCUUAGUGUGAUUGAAAUGUUUAUAAUUACACUGUUUAAUAUGAAAAUAAAUGCA